GGAGGCAGCGGCGGCGGUGGAAGUUCGUCGAGCUUGUCGGAGUUGGAGAGCAGACCUCCGCAAGCUUCAAGCAACUGCAGCGAAGAGGCAAGAACAGUAACGCCGACGACACAAGGGGCGAACACAUCGAAUCGGCUGAGGAGACUGAGCUCGGUGGACAUGAACAUGCAGGGGAAGGGGAAGAACGAGAUGCCGUGUGUCUUCACCAAAGGAGAAGGACCCAACGGAAGGAGAGUAGACGGAAUACUCUACAGGUACGGAAAGGGAUCGGAAGUGAGGAUAAUGUGUGUGUGCCACGGCACUUUCCUGUCGCCGGCGGAGUUCGUAAAACACGCCGGAGGUGGUGACGUCGAUCACCCUCUCCGGCAUAUUGUCGUCAACACCGCGUCUUCUUCUGUCAUGUAAGAGAGAGCUAACCAAACCCUGUUUUGUUCUCUGUCUGAGAUUUCAUCCCUUCCAUUAAAACUGGGGAUUUGAGAUUUGAGGAAGAAGUAGGAGAUGAGAGUUUAUCUUCUUCCUUUUUCUGAUGAGUUGAUACUAAGAGUGAUGAGCUUUGAUCAGACAA
Molecule: messenger RNA, 565 nt
Organism: Tarenaya hassleriana
Lineage: Eukaryota; Viridiplantae; Streptophyta; Magnoliopsida; Brassicales; Cleomaceae
Product: ninja-family protein AFP1-like
Exons: 2
Biological process (GO): response to abscisic acid; negative regulation of DNA-templated transcription; signal transduction
Cellular component (GO): nucleus
Source: RefSeq, a predicted model, not a curated record